AUGAAGCUUUUUCUCCUCUUCGCCGCUUCGGUCGCGCUUAGUAUCAACGAUGGGGUGGAUGCUCUGAACGUCAAAAUUCCUGGUGUCGUAUACACCUCGCGAAAGGGUCUAACGGGGACUGAUGAUAGUAUGAAUUGCAAGUCAGCGACUGAAGUCCAAAAUGACAUGAAUUCUAUCAAGACUGUUGCUGACCGUGUUCGCAUCACCUCUUUGGUCGACUGUAACCAGGGUGAGCUCGUUCUGUCAGCUGCUCAAGCCGCUGGUCUUCAAGUGCAUCUUGGUCUCUCGACGGCUAAAGAUGAUAACGUCUUCCAGACCGAGAAGACAAAAUUGGCGAGUCUCAUUGACUCGAAUCAUUUCGGUGACCAUGUGAUUGCAGUGAGUGUCGGUUCCGGAUCGGUCUCUCAAGGACAAGUGAGCAUGGACACUUCCCUUACAUACAUUAAAAGUAUUCGUGACGACCUUCGUAGUCGUGGCAAAAUGACACCCGUUUCGACCGCCGAGCAUGUUUAUACCUACGAUGGUAACGUACAGCUCAUUGAAGCAGUUGAUUUUGUCUCGGCCAUUUCCAACACUUACUGGGAAAAGGCCUGGGUCAACGAAGCUGUCGCUUUGACCAUUGACCAAAUUAGGAGCGUGCGUGCAUCUGCCAAGAACCACAAUAAGAAAUUUGAGCUAGCCGAGACGACUUGGAGUUCGUUUGGUCAAGACUCAAGUGCCGCUGACUCAACGCCGGAGAACCAAGCCAAGUUCUUUUCUGAGCUAUACCAAGCAAUGUCUGUGCGUUCAAUCGAUUGGUACUGGAAUGGUGCCUUUGAUACCAUGUGGCGAGAAAAAGAGGUUGAGAAACACUUUGGUCUCUUUAAUGAGACAAACGCACUGAAAAGCAAUUUUGAAGGCCUUACUAUCACUCCUAAGAAACUGUUUUACAUUCAUCACAUUCGGUGGAAUUUCAUGAUAACGGAGUACGGUAAGGAUGUAUUCGUCCGUGGCAAAUCGAAUGAUCCGUUCGAUCAGGAGGAUCAGUGGUGGUACUACGACGAAACACUGCAGCAAUAUAGAAGUCCGACUAUGCGUUGUCUUGACGCCUACCAGUCAGGUAACGGCGGCGACGUUCAUGUAUACACAUGCAUAGAUACUGAAGGGAAUCAGAAAUGGAAGUGGGAUGAGGCGACAAUGCUGUUCAGACAUCUCACUCGUUUGGACAUGUGUCUCAAUACGGACCAAGCCAUGGCUUUUGCGCUUACAAUGUGGCCAUGCUCGCAGGGAAAUUCAAACCAGGAGUGGGAUCUGAUUCCUGUCUAG
Molecule: messenger RNA, 1305 nt
Organism: Plasmopara halstedii
Lineage: Eukaryota; Oomycota; Peronosporomycetes; Peronosporales; Peronosporaceae
Product: ricin b lectin-like protein
Exons: 1
Coding region: 1-1305 (434 amino acids)
Source: RefSeq, a predicted model, not a curated record